AUGGACGGAGAUCUCAAGAGGGAUUUGAGGACAGUGAGAGAGGAGAUUAAGAGAGGGAUAACGGAAGUUAUUACAUCUUUGAGGGUUAAUGAUUUGGGUGAUCUGGUGAAAGGGGAUUUGAAGACGUUGAAGGAGAAUAUUAGUGAGCUUGCAAAUGGUAUGGAAGGUAAUGACAAACAUCCAUUAGUUGAAAGUGCGUUGUCUCAGCUUAAAGAACAGAAAGAUAAGCUGAAUGUUCUUGCUGGGCCAAACGGUUCAAUUAAGAAGGAGACGGACGGGCUUCAAGAUAAGUUUGAGAAUGCGAUCCAACAGCCGCUUAAGACGUUGACUGAGAAUGUUGACAAGGCGAUUGAGGUGCUUGGCGGGAAUUUUGGUGUAAGUGGCGAAGAAGAUAAAAAGAAACUUGAGAAGAUUUUCGGGCAUAUUAAAGGAAAGGUUGCGGAGAUUAAGGGGAAUGGAGGUUCAGGUUGGGAAAAUACAGGUGGCAAAGGCCUGGAUGGAAUUAAGUCCAAGGUGAAUUUUUAUUUUGGUGAGUUCAGCGAGGAGUAUAAGUUUAACCAAAUUGUGAAAGGCUGGAUUGAAAAGACUAUUAUGCCGCAUAACGGUUUGGUCAGUGAUAGGAUUAAGAACAAGAUUUUUGGAGGGAGUACAAGUAACGCCAUCCAGAAUAUCGCAAAUGGUUUUAAGGAACAGCUUAAGAUCCAAGCAGAUGCAGCCGGUGGAGUGGUUCAAGCAAAAAAUGGCUCUGGUGGAGAUAUUGCAAAAAGCAUCCAAGCUGUGAAGGCAGGCUGCGAGGCAUUCGCCGAUGAUCUUGACGGGAAACUGAAGGAACCGGACAGUGUUAAAUCUGGCAUAGUCUCUAAGGUUAAGGAAAAGUUGACAAGUUACAUAAAACGCGACGCAAAAUGCAUAUGCUAUUGCAGUCACUGCAGAGGCACAGAGUGUAAGCAAAACUCUGUCACCGCUGUCAUCCUGGGUGCACUCGCCGCCGUGUCCCGGCAGGUUGGCAACGAACUGAAUUCAGUGUUUCUCAGCCCCGAUAGCGCAAACAUCGCUGGCAUCCUGGACACUAUCACGCCGAUUGCUGAGGAACUUGAUGAGAAGCUUAAAGCGGCGACAAACAAUUCCCUUCCUCCCCCCGGCCAAAAGGAAAGCCCCGCCCAAGCCGUGGACAAGAGGUUGGGUGAAGUGAGUAAGCAAGUUGUGGAGCUUGAAGAGACCUUUAAAGAGAACGUCAAAAAACCACUUGAAGAAGAAGUCAAGAAACUUCCCGCCGCCGUUAAAGAGUUCGACGAGAAAGCUCAAGAGCAGAUCAAGGCUGCGGCCAAGGCGGCGAUUACAGCGGCGGCUGAGCAGAUUAGCAGUGGUAAGGAUGUACAGCCUGAUGACGUGCAGAACAAAAUGCCUAAUUUCAGUGGUACCUACAAGAAUAUAACAGAAAAUCUCGAGAAAGACCUUAAAAAGGAAGUUGAUGCGCACAUUGGGACGGAUGAGAAUGGUGUAGUUAACAUUAAAGGCACUGGACAGUUUAAGGAUUACGAUAAUCACGUUAAUCAAGAUAGGCUUAAGACCGGUGAAGACCUAAAAGGUACCAAAGACGAAGGCAAACUCCCAGAGGCGAUCGGGAAGAUUAGUACUGAGGGUCUGGAUGCGCUUAAGAUCAUCGAUAAAAAUGGCGGUGGCAGAGCAGCCGAAAUUACUCAACAAACCUUCACCGGUCCGUUCGGCAAAAUUGAGGAACAGCUUGAGGAGAUCAAGAAAUUGGUUGAUGGUGAACGCUCCGGCAGUUCAUUUAUGGAAGGAGACCCGAAUGAAGGCAUCAAGGACUUUUUACGUAAUUUAACAAAUGAAAUUAAAAAGGCAAUUGAAGGUCUGCAUAAAACUCCGUUCACUACCCAUCCCAAGGCAAUUGACACAGCCGUCACAGCAAUUAAGGAAGAAUUGAGGAAGCUGAGAGGGAAGUUGAAGAAAGAACCAAGUGGAGGGCAAGAUAACGAUGUGAUUGACGACCUGAGUGAGAUGCUGAGCAACGGGCUGGGCACCGGUAAAGGCAAAUGGCCAACCAAAGGUUCAAGUAACCUCGACGGUCUGGGGAGCAUUGCUGAGGAGCUUCAGGCGCAGAAUGGGAAGUUGCCGGGGCAAACAAAAAUUAUUGGCGACGCUACGCAGAGUAUCAUAAACGAUAUUACAACAUUGCUUUCAAACGUCAAAAUGAAAUUGGGUCACAAUAUCAUUCCCAAUAAUGACAUUGCAUAUUACAUGGGACAGUUGCAGAAGAAACUUGGGAAGGACGUCUCAAAGCAGGACGAUGAUACUCUGGAUUUCGUGGGCAAGGGGCUAGCAACCGGGAAAAUUAGUGUAGGAGUUUCACAAAUUGAAAAUGAGCUCACAAAGCUAAGAGACAGAUUCCUGAAAACAGACAAUGGAGCGACUAGGGAAACCGACAAAGGCGUGCUGAACAAUCUGGCCGACGUGAUAAAAGAGAUAAGUAAGGAUUCAGAGGCAAGUGGACUAAGCAAAAUUAAGAAGGAAAUUGCAGAGCUUAACACUGCCACAGUCCCGAAGGUGACUGACUACCUCAAUAAGCUGUGCAACGCUGUCACCAACCACGCCGGAAAUGCGGGAUGGCAUCUGGGCCAGCUGGAAGAAAGGCAUAUUAAUGAGGGACUGAAAGGCAUAGAGAAUGACAUUAACACCCUCAGCACCGAUGACCUCCAGGAGGCAAUAGAGAUGUGCGACAAGUUCCUCACCGACGCCGACGAGAUAGAGAGGAACACAGUGAAAGGCCUUGAGAAAUUCGUGGACUACGAAGUUAACGAUGCAAUUGAAGAACUCACAAAAGAGGCCCGUCAGGACUACGUGGAGUCCGCGAAGGACGCGCUGAAACACUUCGCCCUAAAGGCGGAGAGUGAGCUGGGGGAACUGCCCGGCGAGAUAAACAGGGAUCUCUUCGUGGGCUACAAGGGCCUCAUGAAGCAGAUGGAGGGUGAGCGCAGCGAAAACAUUAAUAGGCUAAGGAACGUGCAGAGCAGAAUGCUCCGAGCAUUGUCCUCCGCGUUCCAGAAUUUCUUCGCGCCGCUCGACGAGUAUCUCCGUGAGGAGAUUGAGAGAGUGAAGAAGCAGAGUGACGACGAAAAGAAUCCCUCACUGCCGAAGUCGGAAGAGCCCUACGCCGCCGAGUGGGACGCCGUGCACAGCGAUGUCAACGCCCUGCUCAAUUACCUCUGCGUGACGCAGGGCUUCGACGACAGGCUGCGAGGCCUGCUCCACAACCUCACCGACGCGCUCACACAGCUGAGGCCGCAGGGCUUCCAGAAGCCCUCCACUCCCACGCUGGACUCCGUGAGCAGGGGACUCAGUGCCUUCGCCGGUGAGUUCGGCGGUGCGUACAUCUCCACUUACUCGGGCGCGGAGUGCCGGGAGGCUGACGCCGACAAGUACGCCAAGGUGUUGCUGAGCUUCACCCCGAUGGUGCACGAGGCGCUUAGCAACUUGGCAGAGAAAUGCGGCACCAACUGGAAGAGCAACAAAAUAUGCAAGCUCACCGGCGACGACAGGGACAACGGCCUGGGCAACUACCUCACCAAAUGCGGCUUCAAGGUGUCACCCACCGACGGACUCCAGGUGGGGGAAUUGCAAAAUCGUUUUUCGGGCGGCGCAGUUCAUGAGCUACUUGCAUCCCCAGUGGCCGAAGUGACCACCAAAAUGCUGAUCGACGGCAAGCCUGCGGAAAACGGAAUUAAUGUUGUCGACUUAGUUGCGCUUUUCUAUAACAUGCUUUGUCGCUACCUCCAGGUCUGCCACCUUAAAGUACACGAAUCGCCCAGGUACCCCUGCACGGUGAGGGACAUGUUGUCUUGGCUCUCAGGCCUGCAGUACACUCCGGUGGCGGACAAACUGCCUGACCACUGCAGGGCGUUGCUCAACCGCAAGUGCGACGAUAACGAUGCCCCCAACAGGGGCGACGAUGUCAUGGCACAGUGCAUCAACGGCCUGCCCUACACUAUCGCAGAAGCGUGUUCACACGCCGACUUGCUGCUCAUCGCAAUCCAGGGCCACGGCCGCGGCUUUGACCUCGCCGCCUAUCCCUACUCCGUCGACUUCGCCAACAACACCGCACAGCUCCACUACCCGGCCGACCCCGACGAGCUGCUGGAGAUGAUGAGACGGAUAAUAUGCCGCCUGUGUCGCGUCCUGUAUUUCCUCUACGCCCAGUGCUGCCGUGCCACCGCCACAACCAAGGGCUGGCGGGAGUGCCACUACGGCCGGCAGGUGCCGUCCUCCCACUGGCAAUGUAACCCAUUAAACAAGCAGGCCACCGACGCAAGUCACAACUGCCCGCCCACAUCUCCGCUGCAGUCGUUCCUCACAGACAGCUGUCCCAGCCUCCUGCCGCAUAAGCUCAGUGUAGUUGACAAUGCCAUCGAAUGUGCCGACUGCCCUGCCAACCUACCAGGCCAGCAGUGCCUCACCCCGCUCGGCUUCUGGGACCUUGGCCUGGCAGCCUCCAUGAGACGCACCGGCAGGGAACUUGCGAAGUCACUCGGCCGUCUCUGCAGUGACGCCGACGCCUGCCUCUUCCAACUCUGCCGAACGCUGCGCUUGCUGUGCCCCUCAGCACCGCAGUCACUCGGCGACGUGUUUGCGCUGUUCUUCCAAAUGCUCAGAGUGUGGGAUCACGAAUCGUCCCGGCGUGCGUACUCUCACCAUGAGAGUUACCUAACGCAUCUGAACGGUGAGGCCAUCGACAAGCUGUUCCCUCUGUGGACUCAGCUCCACGGCAGUUACCGUAAUGCCAAUCUCACCGACGCGCUCAAGGCACUCGCCGGGCACGACCAUGACAACUCAGGGCACAAUGCCCUCUCAAGCCUCUCCGCCGAGCCCCCUUGUCAAUCACCCAGUGGAUGCGCCCCCUUCCUCCAAUCGCUGUCGCUGCACGCCAACCACACCUUCCCGCAGAAGCACGCACAGCUGUAUGUCUCGUGGAUAGUGUGGCUGGCAUGGCAGCUGUGGGAGCUGCUGGAGUCCCUGCUGGACGCCUUGAACAACAUCGACUGCACGGCCCACGGCUGUUCCACGUGCCUCUGUCAGCCAAGCAACCACAACGACAAGGACUCCUGCCACUGCCCGUCACUCGUCGAAUGUGGCGGACCUCUGCCGACACUCUACCGCUACGGAUUCACGUAUCGCAACGCCCACGCCCUGCUCGCCGGCAGCCAGAAGAUACGGUGCAGUGACCUCAACGACCAACUCACCAAGGCACUCCACUCCGACCACUUCACUCAACUGUUCCACCAGAUCGACCAACUCCUCUACACCAUCCGUAUGCCCUUCCUCUUCGCCAUCACAGCACUCUGGCUCAUCGCCACGCUCUACAUCCUCCACUCACUGCUCUACCGCAUGGACGUCCUACGCAUCCGCUCCCACCUCCUCACCACCAGGGCCUCACACCUCAUCGACGUCAAGGCGCUGCUCGCCGGAAGCCGCAGGAUGCUCUCGCUCUACAAGGACGUCGACUACUUCGACGAUGACUUUCACUCGUGA
Molecule: messenger RNA, 5544 nt
Organism: Babesia ovata
Lineage: Eukaryota; Apicomplexa; Aconoidasida; Piroplasmida; Babesiidae
Product: Extracellular matrix-binding ebh
Exons: 4
Coding region: 1-5544 (1847 amino acids)
Source: RefSeq, a predicted model, not a curated record